GGUGUGUCGUUCUGCCUGGCAGUGCUGCUUGAUAGUGUAGUAGCUCCUUUUUUUUCUCUCUCUUCUCUCAAUCGCUCUUUUGUCCUUAACUUUCAACUUUCACACUCCCUGGUGCUACUGGACCUAACUUAAGGAAAACUGGACAAACCUAAGGAUUCCAUAAUUCAUGCCGAAGAGCAAUCAGCCCGAGGAGCAAUAAAAUGCAGACCACAGAUUUCGACAACUUGGAGAUAGAGCAGCAGUAUAGCAGCGUCAACUCUCGCUGGGAAACCACAGAAGAUGAGCUGGACAAUGAUAACACUUCUGCCCGAAUGUUCGAAAGGUCUCGGAUUAAGGCCCUUGCAGAUGAACGUGAAGCUGUACAAAAGAAGACGUUUACAAAAUGGGUGAACUCACAUCUUGCUUUUGUGAGCUGCCGGAUCUCCGACCUUUAUCUGGACCUAAGAGACGGGAGAAUGCUGUUGAAACUACUUGAAGUUCUUUCGGGAGAGCAGCUGCCAAGAAGAACAAAGGGGAGAAUGCGCAUCCACUGCUUAGAAAACGUUGACAAGGCUCUUAAUUUUCUAAAGGAGAAGAGGGUGCAUCUGGAAAAUAUUGGCCCCCAUGAUAUUGUGAACGGUAACCACAGGUUGACAUUGGGCCUCAUUUGGACCAUUAUAUUACGCUUCCAGAUACAAGAUAUUAUAAUUGAGACAAAGGAAAGUGAAACUCGGUCUGCCAAAGAUGCCUUACUCUUGUGGUGUCAAAUGAAGACAGCUGGAUACCCCAAUGUCAAUGUAAGAAACUUUACAUCAAGCUGGAAGGAUGGCUUAGCGUUUAAUGCUUUGAUCCAUAAACACAGGCCUGAUAUAAUAGACUUUGAAAAAUUGAAGAAGUCCAAUGCAAGACACAACCUGGAGCAUGCAUUUAGCGUGGCUGAGCGACAGCUGGGAAUAACACCGCUCCUUGACCCUGAAGAUGUUUUUACUGAAAAUCCGGAUGAAAAAUCCAUUAUUACAUAUGUAGUGGCAUUUUAUCACUAUUUUUCCAAGAUGAAGGCCCUGGCUGUAGAAGGUAAAAGAAUCGGCAAGGUUUUGGAUGGUGCUAUCGAGACAGAGAAGAUGAUCAUUGAGUAUGAAGGGCUGACUUCAGAUCUUCUGACGUGGAUUGAACAAACUAUCUCAGCUCUGACCAACUGGAAAUUCGCUAAUUCGCUCCUUGGGGUUCAACAACAACUCCAAGCGUUCAGUGCUUAUAGAACCACCGAGAAACCCCCAAAGUUCCAAGAAAAGGGAGAUUUGGAGGUUCUUUUAUUCACCAUCCAGUCCAGGAUGAGGGAAAACAAGCAGAAAGUAUAUGUGCCACCUGAUGGGAAGCUGGUGUCUGAUAUCAACAGGGCAUGGGGUCGUCUUGACAAGGCAGAGCAUGAGCGAGAAACGGCGCUAAGGAAUGAACUCGUUCGGCAGGAAAAAUUGGAGCAACUGGCAAAACGCUUUGACCGGAAGGCAGCCAUGAGGGAGGCCUGGGUGGCCGAAAACCAGAAUCUCAUUUCACAGGAUAAUUUUGGUUAUGAUUUGCCAUCAGUGGACGCGGCCAAGAAGAAGCACGAAGCUAUUGAAACGGAUAUCUUGGCUUACGAGGAGCGUAUUCAGGCGCUGGUGAAUGUCGCCAAGGAACUGGAGAAUGAGAGAUACCAUGACAUAAAGAGAAUCAACGCCAGGAAAGACAACAUAGUACGUCUUUGGCAAUACCUUCUAGAGAUGCUUCACGCACGACGCAAGAGAGUCAUGAUGAAUCUGGACCUCCAGACUCAGUUCCAGGAAAUGUUGCAAGCCGUUAGCUGGAUGGAUCAAAUGAAGGUUGGGCUUUUAUCACAAGAUUUUGGGAAACACCUAAAUGAGGUGGAAUAUUUACUUCAAAAACACGCCUUGGUUGAAAGUGACAUCGCAGCCCAAGAAGAUAAAGUGAAGUCUUUUAAUGAGGCUUUGGUUAAGUUUAUAGGUGGAGAUGGAUACCAGCCCUGUGAUCCACAAGUAAUUAAAGACCGGGUCCGUCACCUCGAACUCUGCUAUGAAGAACUUGUUAUGUUAGCAGCACAGAGAAAAGCCCAACUAUUGCAAUCCAGGUGCUUGUGGAAGUUCUUCGGAGAUAUGGAUGAGGUUGAGAGAUGGAUAAAGGAGAAGGAGCAGAUAUACACCUCAAUGGACUAUGGGAAGGAUCUAACAAGUAUUUCCAUUCUUCAAAGAAAGCACAAAGCUUUUGAAGAUGAACUGAAAGGUCUUGAGUCGAAUUUGCAACAAACCAUUAAAGAUGGAGAAACACUGAUUGCCAAGAAACACACGGGGUCACCCAAGAUCAAAGAACGAAUCGACAAAAUCAAAGUACAAUGGUCUCAGCUGAAAGAAUUAGCGGCCUUCCGCUUAAAGAUCCUGUGUGAUGCUGAGAACUUCUUCCAGUUUCAACUGGAUGCAGACGACCUGGCCGCAAGGAUGCAGGACACUUAUCGCAUCAUGCAAAGUGAUGACAUUGGACAUGAUGAACAUUCCACCACAGUACUGGUGAAGAAACACAAAGAUCACCUCGAUGACAUCAUGUUGAACAGGAACGUCUUGGAGGGUCUCAAACAUCAAGUGGAAAACUUUCCAGAAGAGUUCAAAAUAUCGCCAGAGAUAGACAGCCGGCAUCAAAAAUUAGAGGCACUCUAUUCUGAUUUGGCGUCCCUCGCAGACCUGCGCUCUCAAAAGCUUCAAGACGCUCUUGCAUAUUACACUAUUCUUGGCGAAAUAGAUGCAUGCGAAUUGUGGAUGAAUGAGAAGGAGAAGUGGCUGGAAGAAAUGCAGAUCCCAAGUUCGCUGGAGGAUAUGGGGGUCAUUCAGCAUAGAUUUGAUACCCUCGAUCAAGAAAUGAACACUUUGGGCUCUCAAAUUCAGAAUGUAAACAGUGAAUCCAAUGCUUUAAUUGAAAGCGGACAUCCCAACAGAAAGGAAAUAAAGCAGUGCCAGGACCAUAUGAACACCAGAUGGACAGUUUUUCAGGAGAUGGUGUCUCAUAGAAGAAAAGCCAUUGAUUCUGCACUUGGGCUCCACAAUUAUGGCCUUGAUUGUGAUGAGACCAAGAACUGGAUACUCGAGAAAGUCAGGGUGGUAAAUUCUAUACAGGACCUCGGGAAUGACCUAGCUGCCGUGAUGACCGUGCAGAGGAAACUAUCUGCCAUUGAGAGGGAUCUGGCAGCCAUAGAAGCUAAACUCAUUAGUCUGCAGGAGGAUGCUCAGAGACUGGCUGACGAUCACCCUGAUCAUGCCCAAGACAUUCUCGACAGACUGAUUGAUAUUAACAAUGUCUGGCAAGAUUUACAGAAGGCGUUACAAAACCAAGAGGAUUCGCUAGGGGAAAGCAGCAAACUGCAGAAGUUUUUGGUAGACUUGUAUGAUUUUGAAACAUGGCUCUACAGAGCCCAGCAGACAACCGCUUCAGAUGAUGCACCAAACUCAUUGCCAGAAGCAGAACAGCUACAUCACAACCAUCUGGCGCUUAAGGACGACAUUGAACGCCACAAAGGCGAUUUCCACGAUGUUGUUGACACUGGAAAUACGGUAACUAGCGGGCAAACAGAUCCUCAGUAUCAACAACUGGACCAAAGACUAAGAGACAUAGAAGGUGGUUGGAAUGAUCUUCAGAAGAUGUGGGACAACAGAGAAAAGUUCCUUUCUCAGUGCCUUGAGUUUCAAAGGUUUUUAAAGGACGUGAAGCAGUCUGAAGCCAUCUUAAACAACCAGGAAUAUGUCUUUGCCCAUACUGACCUACCCAACACACUCCAAGCUUCCCAGAACAGACUGAAAAAACACGAGGACUUCCAGACCACCAUGGAGAAUAACGAAGAGAAGAUUAUUGGGACCAUAGAAAAUGGAAAGAGAUUGGAAAAGGAAAAGAACAUAUUUGCCGAUAAAGCUUUGGAGAAAGUUGGCUCGCUUCAAGAUAGGUACACCAAGAAUGUGAACAAGGCGCAGGAAGUUUAUGUGUUACUGAAGGAUAAUUAUGACCUCCAGAAUUUCUUAGAAAAUUGUGAUGAAUUAACCUUGUGGAUCAAUGAGAAAAUGCUGACUGCUCAAGACACAUCGUAUGACGAAGCUCGGAACUUACACAGCAAAUGGCUAAAGCAUCAAGCUUUUAAAGCAGAACUCGAUUCCAACAAAGAGAGGCUUCACAAGAUCGACUCGGAAGGGAAACAACUGGCUCGAGAGAAAGGCCAGUUUGAACCAAUAGUUUCUGAAAAGUUACAGCAGUUACAUGCUCUGUGGGACGAACUGGAGUCAACAACCUUGAAGAAAGAGCAGAUCCUUUUUGAUGCCAACCGGUCUGAGUUGUAUGAACAACAACAUGCAGAUAUCGUUAAAUGGGUAAAGGAGAUGGAACAGCAGGUGGCAUCUGAUGACUACGGACACGACCUGACAAGUGUUAAUAUUCUUCUCAAUAAGCACAAGAGAAUUGAAGAUCAGAUAGAUCAAAAGGCGAAAGAAAUUGAGGAAGUUAUUCCUGUAGCUCAAGCCGUCACCGGAAAGCAGCCCGACGAGAAAGAACAAAAUAUUAAAGUACAAUUCUUACAACUUCAAGAGCCCUUGCAAGACAGAAAGAGAAAGCUUAAUUCUUCAAAGCAAGUACAUCAAUUGCACCGGGACUUGGAAGAUGAAAUAAUGUGGGUUCAGGAGAAGCUGCCACUUGCAGAGUCCAAGGAAUAUGGGAAUAAUCUUCAGACAGUCCAAAUGCUAUUGAAGAAGAACCAGACUUUGCAAAAGGAAAUUGCCGGCCAUGGUCCCAGGAUAGACGAUGUAGUUAAACGAGCUGAGACUAUGGAGGCUGAGCCGUACGUUGAUCCCCAACCUAUUGAAAAACAACGAAAGUCUCUGCAAGCGCUUUGGGAUCGUAUACAGACAGCGACUGCCACCCGAGAGAAAUCCCUUCACCUUGCACACGAGGCACAGCAGUACUAUAUCGACUCCACUGAGGCCGAGGCUUGGAUUGAUGAACAGCAGCUUUAUAUGAUUGGAGAUGAGACUCCAAAGGAUGAAGAAAGCGUGGUUCUACUGGUGAAGAGACAUCUAAGUCUGCAGCAUGGAGUGGAACUUUACGGGAAGAAUAUUAAGGAUUUGGCAGAUCAGUGUCAGAAACUCCUUGCUCUAGAGCAUCCUGACAGUGAACAACUAAUCCGACGCCAAGGCAAUAUAGAAAAGCAGUAUGCAGCGUUAAGGGAAAUGGCUGACGACCGCAGACAAAGAUUGGACAAUAUCUAUCACAUGUUUCAACUAAAGCGUGAAGUUGAGGAUUUGGAACAGUGGAUCGCAGAGAGGGACAUGAAGGCGUCAUCCCAGGAAAUGGGACAAGAUUUAGACCAUGUAACUGUGCUGAGAGAUAAAUUCCGUGACUUUGCCAAAGAGACGGGUGCCAUCGGGCAGGAACGUAUAGAUAAUGUAAACAUCCUAAUUGAAGAACUGAUAGAUAAUGGUCAUUCUGAAGCUGCCAAGAUUGCAGAAUGGAAAGAUAACUUGAACGAGAGCUGGGGAGACUUGCUGGAACUGAUCGACACCCGUGUCCAGCUAUUGUCUGCAUCUUAUGAGCUCCAUAAAUACUUUUAUGAUGGUACAGAGAUCUUAAACAUGAUCCAGGAGAAGCACACAGAGCUCCCAGAAGAAGUGGGUGCUGAUGAAUACACAGCCGAGUCCCUGCAUAGGGUACACACAGCCUUUGAAAGGGACAUUCAUUUUAUUGGAUCCCAGGUCCAGCUUUUCCAAGAUGUGGCCGCUCGACUAUACGCGUCGUACGCAGGGCAGCAAGCUAUGGAUAUACAGAAAAAGGAGAGGGAGGUUGUUGAAGCUUGGAAAGGCUUAUUAGACGCCUGUGAUGGCCGCCGGACUGAGUUAAUUAGUGCAGCUGAGAAAUUCAGGUUUUUCAGCAUGGUGCGGGAUUUAAUGCUGUGGAUGGAGAACAUGAUCCGACAGAUUGAAACCCAGGAAAAGCCAAGAGAUGUGUCUUCUGUUGAGUUCCUUUUAAAAUAUCACCAAGAACUCAGAGCAGAGAUUGAAGCAAGAAAUGCAAGUUACGCCAGUUGUGUUGACCUGGGAAACACGCUCCUGGCACGAAAUCAUCCUGCUUCCGCAGAGAUAAAAGAAAAGCUGGACCAGCUAGCGGAAAGGAGAGCUGAGAUGGUGGAGAAAUGGGACAAGCGCUGGGACUGGCUUCGUCUGCUGCUAGAGGUCUGUCAGUUUGCAAGAGAUGCCUCCAUGGCAGAAGCCUGGUUAAUAUCAAAGGAACCUUACCUGUCCACAACACAAGUCGGAAAUAGCCUGGAUGAUGUAGAAAAGUUAUUAAAGAGGCACGAAGCUCUUGAGAAGUCCACCGCAACGUGGGAGGAGCGAUUUUCAGCACUCGAAAGACUGACUACCUUGGAGUUAUUGGACAUCAGGAGAUAUCAGGAGGCUCAGAAACAGAAAAUUGAGAAGGCAGAUGAAUCAGACCAGAGACAAGACCACCUGGAGACGCACUUCGAGCACGACGAGGAAGGUGAGCAAGAGGAAACAACACAAGUUGGAAGUUCAACUGAAGAACCUACUCAGGUAGAAGAACCAGAAGAACACAGAUUGCCAAUUGUAGUAGAAGUAAGUGUUGUUGACACCCAGGACCACGAAGAGGAGAAGAGACACAGAGAAGAACAGAAGACAGAAAUUCCCAAGCAGACUGAGCACAGCGUCAUGCAGCCAGCCGUUAGCCAAACCCAAGAAGAGACGCCUAUCGUCCCAGAAGAGACGGGGAGUUCUGCCACCAUCCAGAUGCAGGGAUAUUUAGCAAGAAAACACGACCUUGAAGGGACACUCAAAAAAGCUGCCAAUAGGUCCUGGUCAAAUGUCUACUGUACACUAAAGAAUAAUGACUUAUUUUUCUAUAAAGACGCCAAAUCUUUUGCUAUGAAUGAACUUUUGCAAGAUGAACAAUCACUUCUACUAAGCAACGCAAGUUGCGAAGCAAUGGCAGAUUAUAAAAAGAAAAAGCACGUUUUCAGGCUACGGCUAGGAGAUGGCAAUGAAUGGCUAUUUCAAGCAAAGGAUGAGAACGAACGCCAGUCUUGGAUUGAGGUUUUAAGAAGUGCGAUUGCAGAGACGUCAGAUCAGAAACCAAAGUCACGAAGUCUGCCUGUCCCAUCCGCAUCUACUUCUGAAAGCAAGCCGGAGAAGAAAGAAAAAAGAUUCAGCCUCUUCACCUCGAAAAAAUAGCCUCCGUAUCAGCCGAAUCAGAGAAAGUACUGUCCUGAUCUAAAUAAAGACUUUUCGCACAGUCA
Molecule: messenger RNA, 7306 nt
Organism: Spea bombifrons (plains spadefoot toad)
Lineage: Eukaryota; Metazoa; Chordata; Amphibia; Anura; Pelobatidae
Gene: SPTB
Product: spectrin beta, erythrocytic
Exons: 36
Coding region: 201-7241 (2346 amino acids)
Biological process (GO): actin cytoskeleton organization
Cellular component (GO): cell junction; cell projection; cortical actin cytoskeleton
Molecular function (GO): phospholipid binding; actin filament binding; structural constituent of cytoskeleton
Source: RefSeq, a predicted model, not a curated record